Molecule: messenger RNA, 1464 nt
Organism: Lindgomyces ingoldianus
Lineage: Eukaryota; Fungi; Ascomycota; Dothideomycetes; Pleosporales; Lindgomycetaceae
Product: indoleamine 2,3-dioxygenase family protein
Exons: 3
Coding region: 1-1464 (487 amino acids)
Biological process (GO): 'de novo' NAD+ biosynthetic process from L-tryptophan
Cellular component (GO): cytoplasm
Molecular function (GO): metal ion binding; heme binding; indoleamine 2,3-dioxygenase activity
Source: RefSeq, a predicted model, not a curated record
AUGCUACCCCCGCUACCUCGACUCGUGGAUUACGACAUUUCUCCUAAGAAUGGCUUCCUGCCAUCCGAGAUUCCUCUCGAACUUCUACCCGAUUCGUACUACGGCCCAUGGGAGACUAUCGUUCGGAAUUUUCAAAGCUUAAUUCUCAGUAAGAGGCUAAGAGGUAUAGUCGAUGCACUUCCUAUCCUGUCGACCGAGUUCCUCCUCACCGAAGCGGAAUGGAGGCGAGCGUACUCAAUCCUGGGUUUCAUAGCUCAUGCUUAUGUUUGGGGAGGUGAUACACCCUCCGAUAUAGUACCUCCCCCGGUAUCAAUACCCUUCCUGCAGACGUGCCAACACCUCGAGCUUCCUUCGGUGGCGACUUAUGCAGGCACAGCCCUAUGGAAUUGGCGCCCGAUCUUCACUGGCGAGCCAAUCGAUACACUCGAAAAUCUGUCCACACUCAUGACAUUCACUGGAUCACUCGACGAGUCCUGGUUUUACAUGAUCUCAGUGGCAAUUGAAGCAAGAGCUGGUCCUAUUGUGCCCCUGAUGAUUGAGGCAAUUGCAGCAGUGAGACGAAAUGACUUUCACACGGUCACGGACUGUCUACGCUCGUUUGCGGAGAGGUUAGAUGAGCUCGGUGGAGUUCUGGAGAGGAUGUACGAAAGCUGUGAUCCACAUGUCUUCUAUCACCGCAUCCGCCCCUACCUUGCAGGGAGCAAGAAUAUGGCCGAAGCUGGGCUUCCAAAUGGGGUAAUGUUCGACGAUGGGACAGGGGAACAGCCUUACGUUCAGUUCAGUGGGGGGAGCAAUGCGCAAAGCUCUAUCAUCCAGUUCUUCGAUAUUGUUCUUGGGGUUGAGCAUCGGCCUACUGGCGAAAAGCGUACCGAUAGCUUGGACUCCGAAGGCCCGAUACCACCGCCUUCCAACAACUUCAUCCUGGACAUGCGGAAAUACAUGCCUGGCCCUCAUCGAAGGUUUCUAGAGCACAUUGAAAGCGUCUCGAACAUCCGAGAGUAUGUAGCCGUCAAUCGCUCGAAUCGUGCUUUGGUGACGGCUUUCGAUGCCUGCUUAGCAAUGCUUCGAACCUUCCGAGACAAGCACAUCCAGAUGGUAUCGCGAUACAUCAUUGUCAAAUCCCGUGAAUCGCGGUCUCAUUCCCGAUCGUUGAGCCCUAAGCAAGCUGCUGCGCAGAGAAUCAAUAUUGCAAACACCUUAGAUCGGACUAGCGGGAGGAAGCUUCGCGGAACCGGUGGUACGGCACUGAUCCCAUUCCUCAAACAGGCUCGCGACGAGACGGGCGAACCCGCCAUCGAUGCCUGGGCACGACGUUUGCUCAACAAUGGUCCAGCUGAGUUCAACAACGAUGGCGUUGCGAGGCUUACAAAGAUGAAUGAGCAUACUAAUGGCGAAGUGGAGAUCGUUGGACUUGCGGGUACAUGGUCGGUGGAUGACAGUGAGGGAGGUAUAUGCCAUUGGUAG